UAUACGGAGACAGUAGGCAUUUGUCAUGUGUACCUGCCAGAACCCGCCAUUUUAAUUCCAAUCUUAAGAGUGCACUUGCAUGUACUUGUGUUUGUUUGUAGUUCAGAUUAUGUAGUGACUUGGAAAGGCUGCGGAAGGAAGCGGCCAUCGCCUAAUUUAAGAUGCAGAAUGUUCCCCAGCAUGGAAUGGCUGCUCAGCAAUAUGGAAACACUUACGGAGGACAACGAGGACACGGUCCUAUGGGCAUCGGAAACCCGAACACUGCGAUGACGACUAUGGGGAACAUGGGCAUGGGAUCAAUGGGAGGAGGAAUGAAUGGGAUGAACCCAAUGAGCUCUAUGGCUAACAUGGGCAUGAUGGGGCAGAGUGCAGGCAUGCAUGGAAAUAUGAUGGGAGGAAUGGGGCCGGGGACCAUGGGACCCGGGACGAUGCCAAUGAACAAGAUGGGGAUGCAGGGUCCAGGGCCGCAAGUAUACCCGCGCAGGUUGGCUCCGUACCCCAGCCCUGCAAUGCAUAUGUCACAGAAGCGACAUCCGCAGGGCUACUCCAACCCGGGGCCUACGAUGCAGCCGGGCUUCUCACCUGCAGGAGGACCUCAGUAUCCAGCUGGGUAUGGUAAUGGGAGGCCAGGCUUCCAGACACAGUAUCCUCCGCAACAAGCGAUUGGCCCGUCAGGAACGUUUGCUCCCGGUGCUGGAGUACGAGGAAAUGCGGUCGGAAUGCGGCAAACGACACCACCUUACACCACCAGUGGUCAAGCGGGUCACCAGUAUUUUGGAGCAGGAGGAAUGCCUACAGGAGCGAUGGCAGCUCACCAUAAUGGAGGGGCGGGAGCCGGGCAGUUUCCCCCCCACCACCAGGCUGGCAGCACACCCCAAUAUGUAAAUGUAAAUGCGGCCGGAGCUGCGCAGUACGGAGGUGCAGCCAGCCAGUUCCAGCAAGAUGUUAACACCAUGAGAAACAACAUCAGCUAUCAGCACAGUCCCAUUCCUGGCAACCCGACUCCCCCUCUUACCCCAGCCAGCAGUAUGCCACCUUACAUCAGUCCCAACCCCGACGUUAAACCCAAUUUUGCCGAGCUCAAACCACCGUUACCCAUACAAAAAGAUGAUGAGUUACGUCUGACGUUUCCUGUACGUGACGGGAUCAUCCUGCCUCCAUUCCGCCUAGAACAUAAUUUGGCAGUUAGCAACCACGUCUUCCAGCUCAAACCCACCGUUCACCAGACUCUUAUGUGGAGGUCUGAUCUUGAACUUCAGUUGAAGUGUUUCCACCAUGAAGAUCGGCAGAUGAACACCAACUGGCCGGCAAGCGUCCAAGUAUCUGUUAAUGCGACGCCGCUCAGUAUCGAUCGCGGGGAAAACAAAACAUCACACAAACCCCUUUAUCUGAAGGAGGUGUGCCAACCUGGUCGAAACACCAUCCAAAUCACUGUUUCAGCUUGUUGCUGUUCUCACCUGUUUGUGUUGCAACUGGUACAUCGACCGAGCGUGAGAAGUGUUCUGCAAGGUCUGUUGAGGAAACGCUUGCUCACUGCUGACCACUGCAUCUCGAAAAUCAAGCGAAACUUCAGUAACACGGCUUCGUCGGGCGGAAGCAUGGGCACGGACAGAGACGGUGUCGAGCAAACGGCGCUCAAGGUAUCUUUGAAAUGUCCGAUCACCUUCAAGAGGAUUACCCUCCCUGCAAGAGGUCAUGAAUGUAAACACAUUCAGUGUUUUGAUCUUGAAUCUUACCUGCAGCUUAACUGUGAACGAGGAUCCUGGAGGUGUCCAGUGUGCAACAAACCUGCCCAGUUGGAAGGCCUUGAGGUUGACCAAUACAUGUGGGGCAUUCUAAACACGCUCAACAGCUCGGAAGUUGAAGAAGUCACAAUUGAUUCCUCUGCCAAUUGGAAACCUGCCAAGAGUUUACAGGGGAUCAAGACGGAGGAUGACAGUGAUUCAUGCGGAGCGAAACGUCUGAACAAGGCAAUGUCUCCGGGCAGCAUGACUCUUCCCACUAUGAACAACUGGGAUAUGAACCAAGCCAUGUCGCCAUACAUUCCCCCUGACAUGAACAGCAUUGCGAGUGGUUCCAUGAUGAACAGUGGCCCACCCCCCUACAGUGCCAGUGGGAUGGGGCGAGGCAGCUCUUAUGACUUCAGCACAAGCUCUAACCCAGGGAGUAAUGAGUAUUCUGGUGGUGGAGGUCCACUUUCGCAUCUUAGUGAGUCGGUCAACUCUCUUGAUCCAUUAAAUGCAAUGGAGAAAACAUUGAAUGAACAGAUGCCGCAUACCCCACAUACGCCGCACACACCACACACGCCGCACACACCCGGAGGAACGCCCGGAAGUGCUCACACACCAGGAGGAGGCAACAGCGGUCCUCCGAGCGUGCCUCCUGCCAACUCGGGUGAUGGAAAUGUUGGUAGCAGUGCUUCAGGUCCUGGAAGCAACAACAAUAGCAACCAUGGUAAUACAAGUGGCAGUACUGCUAAUGCAAAUAACGCAACAACAGAUGCACCCGACAUCCCAUCUGACCUUAAUUUUGAUCCUGCGGCUGUUAUUGAUGGUGAAGGCCAAGGUCAAGAGGGGCUUAAUCUGCUGCCUGACAAUGUGGUGGAUCCCAUGGAGUUGCUGUCCUACCUGGACCCGCCCGAUUUGGCGACUCCUCCGUCUAGUGGUGCCAGUAGCAAUGGCAACAAUGGUACACCAGGAAACACCACCAGUGAUGACAUUCUUGCACUCUUUGAGUGACUCUAAAGUGUACAAAGCUCCUCUUCCCCAAUGUUCCUUUUAUAUUUUAAGUUUAGGCAAUGGUGAAACUACAGACAAAUUUUAAAGACGGGCUACGUUUUACUGUGCAAUGUACGCAACUUUGCGAAUUUGUACAAAGAAUUAUUGUGCGACGUUCCUCAUCUCCAUAAGUUAAAUGUGACUGUAUUUAAAAUCGCUGGAAUGACUAUUCUAAACGAGACUGCACUCAAUGCCGUGAGGGCUCUUGACAGAUUUACCAGCGUUCCUAUAAGUUAUGAUGGUGCAACAUGCCAACACCAAUGAUAAGAACUAUUAUCACAAUUAGAUUAAUAUUUUAAAAACUUUACCCUGUCGUUCCUUAAACAGAAAACUGUUCCAAAUUCAAGGUGCACAUAAAAAAUGUUCACCACUUUUUGCGCCGACGUUAGUAAUAAAUUUGUAUCAUGCAAAAGUAGAGAGGAAGUUACCGAACUUAAGAACAUGGUUUUAGUAUCAUGCACUUUUUUUUAUUUGUGAAUGACUGGCUGACGUUAAAGAAAGUUGUGGCUUAAUAUAAGAAUUUGUGAAAUGGCAGUGUACCGUGUCAGAACAGCGCUGCACUGCCCUGAUCUGCUGUGCGAAAGUGAAUUGGUUGUGUUCAUCACAUUACUGGCGAAAAGAAAAUGGUAUGGUAACAUUGAGAAUGGAAGAAAUGAAGGUGAUGGUGUUUUGUGACUGUUCGUUCGAUGCACACGACCAAAGCAGUUAUCAUUUUAUGUAUUGACGAAAUGGCGUAGACAUGUACUUCGGGGGUGAGCUGGAUUCUACAUAGUUUCAAGCAAACAUCUAAAGUCUCAGAAACCUUUCUUUUCUUAAUACUGUCGAAGACUUCAUGUACAAAAAUACAAGCCAGGAAAUACACAAUCCGUACAAUUCGCUUGUACGGAAGUAUGGGGAAAGAAAACUGAGCAAAGCUAUGUACGUGUAUUUAUUGUACAUAUAGAAAUACUAUGGCAGACAGUAAUUAUUGGCGGCCAGUUUAGAAUUAGUAAUACUGUAAUGAUAAGUAUAUAUUUUACCUGUCAUCGGAACCAAACUUGUAUAAAUAACAACUGUAUUAUCUUAGUUACACAUGCCACCGUACAUACGAGCAAACCUGCAUGACUGAAUAAGAAUCCAAUUAUGUAAUGUCUCAGUGUAUUACGGCUUUAAAAGUAUUAUUAGUGAGGUGCACAAAACCCCAUCAGUAUGUACGUAGACGAGCAUCAUACCUGCUAGUAACGGAGCGGAGAAGGCGCACGCAAAAUUCUUGAAUUGAAUAUUUAUCAACAUUUUAAGAAAACUUUAAUUAGACAUACUUGAAUUAGACAUGCUUGAAUUAAAAUGUUUUUAAUAACGUAAAAUGCAAAUUAUUUUGGAUAUUUACAACAUUUGACGGGAUUGUUCGAAUGUUAUCCAGGUUGAAGUUCGCAGGAACUCGGCAAGGUUUUUAAAGGGAAUAGGACGGUUGUUACCGACACUCCAGCCUUGGGUACCUAGAAUUGAAUCUCUUUAAAAGGAGGCAGUGAUGAUGUGUAAGUUACGGCAAUGCUCGUCUGCGUAUCGUAAAACAUAGGAAGCACCGCGUAUGUGGUGGCAACAUUUGGCAAUCUAUUGUGAAAAAACACACUUGUUAACUGUAUGUAUUUCCCAUCAUCUCCUAUGACAAGUAGUAUUGCAGUAUUCUUGACAUAUUGUAGUCUUCUUUGAGCCAGUAGGACAUGUAUUAGUGUUUGUACGAGGUGAAGCGAAUGAGAAGCACAGUACAAACAAAUGUUAUUAUCUGUAAAAAUAUUGGAUUGCCAAGGCAGUGAUAUUUCUUUUUCAAGUGGCAUGGUACCAACCCUGCUGCCAGAUGUAGUGAAAAUCAAAAGAGAGUCCGCGUUGUUUUGAUUUUUCAAAUACGAAAUUUAGUACGUAAUAAUUUAGUUCAAAUGUAAAUUAAAUGAAAUUCCAAAUUUUAGUAUUGGAAUUGAUUUUAGAUGGUAGAACAUGAAAAAAAAAAGUCAUCAGUUUUGUGUUGGUGAUUUGUAAUCGCUGAGAAUUUUAGAUGUUUUAAAAUCGACAUCUGGUUGCAGAUUCGUAGUGUUUAACAAAUUAACAAGAAGAGUGAUAAAUUCUGGUAUGGUACCGUGCUUGAGAGAUAACUUCUCGUAUAAAUUCUUUACUAUUUUUUCCGUUUCUUUUAUGAAAGUAUUUUGUUUCUUACUUAGUCUCUUGCGCUGUAAAUGAGAGGCCACUAUGAUGCAUGGUAAUGCAAGUGACUUUCCACUGCAGUAACUUGACAUGAUCCAUGGCAUAAAUGGCGGAAAGAUCAAAGUCUAGUUGAUGAUAGAUAUGAAAGACAUGUUUGAUAGCUGAGGACUCCUGUCAGUUUGCAAGUAUGGCUGUGUUCUUGAAAUAAAUACAAUCAAAAUGCCAUGGCGUGUAGUGUAGUUUAUGUAAAAUUUAAAUGAAAAGUAAGAAUGUAGGUAAUGAAGAUCACUGGUAGUAGAUUUA
Messenger RNA from Zootermopsis nevadensis, 5255 nucleotides. RefSeq names its product Zinc finger MIZ domain-containing protein tonalli (gene tna). Gene Ontology annotation, cellular component: chromatin. Gene Ontology annotation, molecular function: SUMO ligase activity; zinc ion binding. NCBI's taxonomy places the organism in Eukaryota, Metazoa, Arthropoda, Insecta, Blattodea, Termopsidae. Gene Ontology annotation, biological process: regulation of transcription by RNA polymerase II; protein sumoylation. The record is from RefSeq and is a predicted model, not a curated record.